AUGCUAUCCAGAAGUGCUCGGACUUUCAAACGAGCAUUUUCGAAGGCUUCUUCGAAUCUCGAAUUAACCACGUUGAAAAAUGGUGUUCGUGUCGUGACAGAUUCCACUCCAGGACAUUUCAGUGCACUUGGAGCCUAUAUCGAUGCUGGAUCCAGAUAUGAAACAGAUUCGACCAGCGGAUUAUCUCACAUGCUUGACCGUUUGGCAUGGAAGUCGACAGCAAAGCGCUCGGGAGUUCAGAUGAUGGAGGACUUGGCCCGAUUGGGUGGAAACUAUAUGUGCGGAGCCCAGCGAGAGCUGAUUCUUUACCAGGCUUCGGUUUUCAACAAAGAUACUCCCAAGAUGUUUGAUUGUAUUGCAGAAACCGUCAGAGAACCUAAAUUGUUAGAUUCCGAGAUUGAGGAGGCCAAGUAUUCAGUGGAAUAUGAGCUUGAUGAGCUCUCACAUAAAUAUGAUACAUUUCUUCCGGAAGUUCUCCAUGCCGCUGCAUAUCCCGAUAACACCCUCGGAAUGCCACUUUAUGGGUCGAUGGACUCACUUCCUAGAAUAACUCCAGAAUCUGUUCAGAGCUUCCACAAGUCGUUCUACAGACCAGAAAACACAGUGGUGGCCAUGGUUGGCGUAGACCACGAGGCAGCAGUGAAGAUGGCUGAGGCCCAAUUGGGUGACUGGGUCAAUCCUUCUGCUAAUCCUUCUCAGAAGGCAAAGUCUCAGUACCAGGGUGGAGAAGUUUGGUUGCCUUACCAGGAACCAAGAUACGCCAACUUGCCCAAAUUGGUGCAUAUGCAAAUUGCAUUUGAAAAUGCUGGUCUACUCAGCGAUGACUUGUAUGCAUUAGCUACACUUCAGAAGCUUUUAGGUGGAGGCCUGUCAUUCUCAGCUGGAGGUCCAGGAAAGGGUAUGUUCCUGAGAUUGUUUAGAGUUCUCAACCAAUAUCCAUUCGUCGAAAACUGUCUGUGCUUCAACCACGCGUACAGCGACUCAGGACUUUUUGGAAUCACUAUCUCGUGCUAUGUUGACCAUGCCGAGUAUAUGGCACAGGUUGUGGCACAUGAGCUUGCAAAGGUGAUGGAAGAGGAUGUGGGUAAAGGUGGAAUCACCAAACAAGAAUUACGCAGAGCCAAGAACCAAUUGACCAGUGCACUUUUGAUGAAUGUUGAGAGUAAAUUGGCAGCUUUAGAGGAUAUCGGUAGACAGGUACAAUGCCAGGGUAAGGUCACGUCGGUGGACGAAAUGGUGGAAAAGAUCGAGGCACUCACUAUUAAAGAUGUCCAAGAUGUGGCACGCAAGGUUCUUCUUGGAAACGGCAAUGGAGAACAACUGGCUAGGCCUACGGUGGUGAUGCAGGGAGACCGUGCACAAUUCGGAGAUGUUGAGUUUGUAUUGAGGUACUUUGGAUUAGGUAAGUGGGAUGGAGCCAUGCCCCUGGGGCCUAGGGACUAUUCCAAACCACAAUCUUCGUUCGGAAAGUGGUUUUCCUAA
Messenger RNA from Sungouiella intermedia, 1482 nucleotides. The record is from the annotation of a GenBank genome assembly. NCBI's taxonomy places the organism in Eukaryota, Fungi, Ascomycota, Pichiomycetes, Serinales, Metschnikowiaceae.